AUGCCACAGUCCCAUACCAGUGAAAACCUUUGCGAUUUCCUUAAAGGAGUUGAGAAAGAUUGGAAACUUGGAGGUAAAAUCGAGGCAAUCGUUACAGAUAAUGCAGAAAACAUGAAAGCAGCUGUCAACUUAGGAGGAUGGAAGCAUGUUCCAUGCUUUGCCCACACCUUGAACUUGGUUGUAACUGAUUCACUCAAAAACAAUUCCAAACUGAACGAGAUAUUGUUACGAUGUCGUUCGCUCGUAACUUUUUUCAAAAAAUCAAGCAAAGCGAAUGCACAAUUGAAAAAAAUGGCGAAAAUGGCAAAUUUAAACAUGACAGCAUUGAAACAAGAAGUUGCGACUAGGUGGAACAGCACUGUAAUAAUGCUUCGGAGUAUCAUCAUCCUAUCAGAUUCCAUCGCAGCCGUUUUAUCCCUGAUGAAGAGAACCGAUCUCCUUUUAGACGACGAAGAGUUGCUAAUCAUAAAGGGAGCUGUCGCUAUACUAGAGCCGUUUGAGGAUGCGACAAAAGAUUUGAGUUCCCAAUGUUAUCCAUACUUGUCAAAAGUGAUUCCUAUGGUUCACCUUCUUCUUUGCAGCAUGGAAGUUUAUUUAUCAGCCAUUUCAGAGGAUGACAACUUUUACUUUGUUUGUCUGGAACUAUUGAAAAACGACUUGGAGGAAAAGUUAAAGCUUCGUUUUGAGAAGGUUGAAGACGUGCCAUCGAAAGCACUCACAAUAACAUAUCUCGAUCCUAGAUUCAAAAAGGCGCAUUUCAAAAGAAGCGGUUCUGCAGUGGAGAAUUCCCUUGAUAGAGAGCUGAGAAGGGUUAAGUCUUUGAGAAUCACUCGAGAAAAUCUCCCCAAAAAUGUGCCCAGCCAAAUUUCACUCAGUCCUGCCUCUAUUUUCAAAAAUCUCCACAAAGAAACUGUGAGGAAAACCAACGAACAGAGAAGAGGUGGCGAAAACAGCACAGUCAAUAACAUCCUUAUCAUCAAAGAAUACAACGAUUGGCCUCUUUUAGAUGGCGUUGAUCCGCUUCAAUGGUGGAAAAACAGACAGAAAGGUGGUGUAAUGCUCCCUGUGGUUCAAAUUGUAAAGAGAUAUUUCUGUAUUCCUGCUAUAUCCGUUCCAUCGGAACAAAUUUUUUCCAAAGCUGGACUUAUUAUUUCAAAACAACGCAAUGCUUUGAAACCAGAAAAUGCUGAUAUGCUCAUCUUUUUGAACAAAAACGCUUAA
Molecule: messenger RNA, 1221 nt
Organism: Daphnia pulicaria
Lineage: Eukaryota; Metazoa; Arthropoda; Branchiopoda; Diplostraca; Daphniidae
Product: E3 SUMO-protein ligase ZBED1-like
Exons: 3
Coding region: 1-1221 (406 amino acids)
Molecular function (GO): protein dimerization activity
Source: RefSeq, a predicted model, not a curated record